AUGGUAUGGUGCGGCGGUAGCGGUGGUGGUAAUGAUAUGGUGGUGGUGGAGACAACAGUAGUUGCGACGACGGUGGUGGUAGUCGGUGGCGAUGGCGGUGGCAGCGGUAGCCUGUGGCAUGGUGGUCAUGGUGACGGCAGUGGCUGGAGCAAUAUUGGCGGUGGUGGUAGUGGUGAUGACGACAGUGGUUGUGGUAAUGAUGGUGGUGACAGCGGUGGUGGUAAUGACAUGGUGGUGGUGGCGGUGGCAGUGGCUGUGAUAACAGUGGUGGUAGUUGGUGGCGAUGGUGACAGCAGUGACUACGACGAUCGUGGUGAUUGUGACGGCAGUGGCUGUGAUGACGGUGGUGGUAGUUGGUGGCGAUGGUGA
Molecule: messenger RNA, 369 nt
Organism: Gastrolobium bilobum
Lineage: Eukaryota; Viridiplantae; Streptophyta; Magnoliopsida; Fabales; Fabaceae
Exons: 1
Coding region: 1-369 (122 amino acids)
Source: RefSeq, a predicted model, not a curated record